This is a messenger RNA of Culicoides brevitarsis, 1190 nucleotides long. RefSeq names its product transmembrane protein 11 homolog, mitochondrial (gene Pmi). The record is from RefSeq and is a predicted model, not a curated record. Bases 322 to 906 code for a protein of 194 amino acids. The transcript has 3 exons. NCBI's taxonomy places the organism in Eukaryota, Metazoa, Arthropoda, Insecta, Diptera, Ceratopogonidae. Gene Ontology annotation, biological process: inner mitochondrial membrane organization. Gene Ontology annotation, cellular component: mitochondrial inner membrane.
UAGUAAAAGUCACCGUUCGUCAUCAAUAAAUCGCAAAAAUUGGCAAUCAGUGUCGCAAAAGUACUUCCCUCGCGGAUUCCGGUGCAAAUUUUUCACUUUGUCAUGCAAUAUUUGGCCUUUUCUUUCCAAAUUCAUCAUCGCGCGAAUCCUCGUUACGAUUUUCCCUACAAAAAAAAAUUAAAUUUAAGACUUUUUCACUUUACUAAAUGUUUUGCUUGAUGUCUCUCACUCACUUUUCACAUAUGACACAUCAGUGUUCCAGCUACUACUACCAAUAAUUUCAGUUCAAAAGUAAAGUUAAUCGAAAGCAACGACUAUAGAAUGUCCUUUGAUCUCAAUUUAAGCCCAAUUGAAGAACUCAAGUCUCCGUCGUACGUGAUCCGGGAGGUGUACGAGGACCAAGAUUCCUACGAAAAGUUCAUUGCGGAGCUGGAUAAGGCACUGGACGAGCAUUAUGAGACAAUAAUAAUUGAGCCUGCUAAAGUCGGGGAUGAGACAAGUAGAUGGAUUCGUGUCGGGAAUUGUCUGCACAAGACGGCGAUGUUGUCGGGACUCGCAUCUGUUGCUUCGGGCAUCAUUUGGCCCAAGAAUCUACACAGCAUGUGUGCGUGCGCUGCCAUAUCAACGUUUUGCUCAAGCAUUUACUGGAUUUCGUGGAGUUAUGAUCCGUGUGUGAAGUAUCAGAUCGAAACGAAUCCUCAAAUUUUAAAGAACAAAAUUCCAAAUUUCAGUGAUUUUUCGUCGCCCGUCGUGUUAAAGUAUAAGGACAAUAGUAUAGCUAAAUAUAUUCAUCGGAGUUGUUGCUUCCUCGCUGUCUCUCUGUGUCUAUUUCGGGUCUACCAAAUUUUCCGCGGGAACAAUAUUAGCAUUAGAAUGGAGAACUUGGCAGUUGUUGAGAAUUUUUGAACUGUUCACCGGUUUUUUUCUCAUCCAUUCAGAUAAAAAUCACACUCACAAACCCACACUCUCGAACACCUUUGUUGGCUAUUGAUUAAGGAAAAAAAUUUCAAAAAAAGCACGUCACCAAAACCGAAAGAGAAUCAAAAAAAGCUUUACUGUUAUUGCUGAUAUGGAAUGAAGAACGAAAAGAACUGCAAACAGUGCAUUUAACAAACAAACAAAAAAGGAGCGUACUUCUAGUGAAUUGAAUCAGUUUUAAAUUAUAUAGUUUAUUAGAGUUAAUGAUGAAG